Molecule: messenger RNA, 4395 nt
Organism: Ruditapes philippinarum (Manila clam)
Lineage: Eukaryota; Metazoa; Mollusca; Bivalvia; Venerida; Veneridae
Exons: 15
Coding region: 598-2991 (797 amino acids)
Source: RefSeq, a predicted model, not a curated record
AUCCGCAGGAACAAUAUUUUUAGGACAAAGGCAGUAUCACGCAAUACACAAACCCAUAACGGUUCAUAGUUUUAAAGUGUCAAAUGUUGAUUAUAAAGGGAAAAUAUGAAAAUUCCUCUUCACGAACAAUUAUUUCAUUGGCGUAACUGUUUCUACGGGCUUUUAUUUUUCAGAUUUUCACCUUGGGAAAUUUCACUUUGAGGAAGUUACCUAUGUAACUGUUACAAUAAGUGAUAAAUAGUAAAGUGAAAUUAACAGUCAGAGUAUCUCCCUCGUAUCGGCCUAUAGUAAAUUAACAGUAUAUACAAACAUAGCAAGGGAUAAAAGUAACUACUGUUACCGCUUAAUAAAUAUGAUAUAUAUAUAUGAUUAUGAUGACCCAUGUGUACAUCCUUCACGUAAAUAUUUUCUACUUUAAAAAAUAGUCAAAUGUUUCACUCGAAUACAUAUUAAUUAAAACUUUUGAACUAACAACAAAUCCUGACACGCAUCAAAUGAUUAAAAAUGUUAGUAAACAAGGCUUAAUUUACUUUUGUGAUUUAACGCAUGAACGUAAAAUGUUACAUAUACAUUACAUGGUGUGAAUAAACCAACUUUAUGAUGGUCAUUGCAGGUACGAUUUGCGAAACAACUUUACAAUACCAUCAUAUAUACAGCGGUUCAACUUAUGAAGAUUUGUAUCCUUUUCAUGAUUAUGUAUGGUACAACACAACAUUUUGGGACGGAUAUAUGCGUGUUGCCUGGAAGGAUAAUAUUGGCCCUCAAUGCAAAAAUAUAUUUAAAAACCACUACUUUCUAGUCCUAACAGAUGAACAUAAGGAUAUAAUUGAAUUCAAAAACAAUUUAACUGUGCUACAAGCUUGCAUUAUGUCCCAAGACGAAGUAUGUGCAAGCAACACAACUGUAGAUGUUUUGUAUUGUGAUGGGGAUUUGAUGUACAGAUUUUCAGACAACAAAAUAUGGUCACUUGAUUACAUAGGACGUGUUUAUAUCUGCUUUGAUAAAAUAUAUUUCAGCAAUUGUUCAACACCAGGACUAGAUUUGCCAGCAGAACAUCUUAACAGUAGCGCAAAACUUGUUAAAGUCAAUUUUUCUGAAACUGAAAUUGGUUGGUAUAACAGUAUGUAUGAUGGUCAAAACUACAUAAUACCUUUGAUAAAAGAUAUAAACGUCAUCUCUGCAGUAUGUUACGGUGAUGACGGGAUUGGAUUAUAUAGUCAAGAUGAACAAUAUUUGGACAUUGGUGACGUAGCAGAGGGACAAAGAGUUUGUGAAGUUUCAAAAAGUGAAUAUUAUUUUCAUGAAUCGGCGGUAUGGAGACCUUCGUAUAUUUGUGAUCGGCAUGUCUAUGUUAGAUCAUGCCAUGGCAAAAUACAAUUGGAUUUGACACUAAAACUUUCUUACGAAGGAUAUAAAUGUCUCGUUCAGAUAGAUGUUGUAAAGGUUAUACCAGAGAUUCGACACACGGUGAAAUAUGCUGAUGAUGGACUGAAAAUCUAUAAACAAUAUGACCCUUUUCUGCAGUUCAAAUGUUCAUUCAAGAUGUUAGAAAACCUCAUGUACAUUGUGAAAUGGUACCUAAAUGGACAUUAUGUGACAGAAAAGGGACCUUCAAGGCACGCAAGUGUUCUUGCUAUAAAAGAAGAAGAACUUGGCGUAAACAAGCUUAAUUAUAAGGUAAAGUGCGCUGUUUCCGUACAUUCAAAGAAUCGGUCUGAUCCUAUUGAAACAACAAGCGACGAUUUUUUCGCUGGAUUUAUGAUAAUAGAUCCCGAUGUUUCAUUAAGUAAGUCAGGCAAUGAAAUUAUAACUGUGGAACAAACUGUUCCGGUAGGAUGUGCUUACAAUGAUACUUCUUCUCCAACAUGUGAGGAUACAGUCUCUGUGGUUGAUAAAAACCUCGAGCAGAAUAUAUGUUCAAAUGGUGUUUUUGCAACCAAUGCUAAUUCUCCGGAUACACCUUAUUACGUUUUCAAGACACUGAAACAAGAUGAAAUUUGGGAUGGUAUGACAAGGUUUGCGUUUAAGCUUGAAACAGUUGACAGAACAUAUGACGAUAAGGAUACGUAUGAUCUUUUUAUAACACACAGCGGUACAAAUGCAAAGUCUUCUGGAGACACUUGCGAUGCCAAGGUUACAGUUACCAACUUGGAAUACAGUAAAAACAAAAUUUGUUACUCCCAUGUAGAUUCACAUAUGCUCACCGGAAACGGCAGACCGUACGAGCAACAGAGAGAGGGUGACUUUAUUCUUUACAGAAACAUGUAUUCCGCUAAAGAUGAGAUUCUAGUUCUUGAAAGGGCAGGGUAUUGUUUUGGUAAUUCUGGACCUGUGUGUGCUUGUGCUAUCAUUGUUCGAGCCGGCGCAGACGCAUUUAUGAUAAAUCGUUGUAACGGGCAACCGUUCGAAGUUAAAUUCAUUCAAUGCGGCAAUGGUGGAAUUAUUGAAGUUGUAAGAAUAAGUGACAGUAAAUAUGAGAUAUACACUCCAAUUGGUUCUAAAAUUUCAAUCCAUCUAUUGGAUGGAUGGGCAAACGGUCGCAAUAUGAAUGUGGAUAUAUAUCUAUCAUCGAAGGAUGAAGGACGCACAGAUGGACUUUGUGGACAGUAUGACAAGAACGAUUCUAAUGAUUUUCUCUUAAGAGAACAGGGUCCCAACAAAGACGUUGUUGAAAAUAAUGAUGACCAUAGAUUUUCUGAAAGUUGGAGGUUAAAGGACGGCGAAAAUCUCUUCAAAGACAAUACAAUCUCAUUAAGGAAAUGGAAUGGUUAUGUACCUCCGAUAUGUCGUCGCACAGGUUCUAUAACCUUUACCAAAAUGGAAAAAUGUUCCGAGGCGGCGAAUAAAUAUGGAAGGAGGAAAAGACAUGAAAAAGAUGGACAUACUGUAAAAGUAAAGAGGAAUCAAUUGCAUGUAACUAGAGAUUUAGAUAGCCGUAAAAAGGUAUAUGUAAAUGUGUACAUUCAAACUUUACUGUGUUAUAGAACUUAAGUUUAAAAUAUUGAAUUAGAUUAUACUAAAAUUAUGUCCCUUUUAAGUCCUGAAGUAAACUUAGGGAUAAUUCCAAUAAGUUUAAAAUAUCAAACAUUAUGUUAUUCUUAUAACCAUUUGCAACAGCAAAUAUCUUUAACUCCAAGUUUGAUUAUGUUUUCUCUAGACCUCAGCCCUUUAGCGUAUCCCAGCCAUGCAAACAGAAGCUUGUUCCAACCACCUUUGCCAAAAGUAACUUCAUCGAAAGAUGGUGUGAAGGAACUUUUAAAAGGUCUUAACUUAAAGGAAGCAUCUGUUCCUGACUCCACGUGUACUAAAAGUGCUCCAUCAAGAGAUUACCACUAUACUGACCCACAUCUUUCAGAUCUCUUAAAAAGAUAACUGGAAGCAUGCAUAAAUUGCACUAGUUUAGGAAAAGAUCCAAAAUGCAAACCCAUCAUUUAUGGACCUAUCUCCAUCACAUCAUAGCGUCCAAAUUGAUGGAACACAUCUAAGUGUCCAAUACAAUGUUUUUUUAUGAUAAACACAACAUACUUAUCCCCUAUCAGGUCAAAACGAAGUUGUGAGUCCAAAUUAGUAAGCUUCUCCCAUGAAUUUAUGACAAUCUUGAAUGAGGUCAACAAACUAAUGUCAUAGUCUUGUUUCAGUAAGGCACUUGAUAAGAUGGACCAUCAAUAUCUGUAACUUUCAGGUGUCCCCCAGGGCUUGGUAUUAAGUCUCCUAUAUAAAUGGUCUACCUGAGAGUGUUAAAAGUAAGGUAAGGCUUUUUGCGCACGAUACUGUUGUCUUUCAAACAACGAUGCCCAAACUCUUCAAGAUGACCUACAUGCAUGAGAAUUAUGGGAUAAAUAACUGGUUCAUUGAGUUUAACCCUGAUAAUUUUCUAAUACUCUGAAUAACAAAAUCAACAAACCUUGUAAAUUUUCCUUAUACCCUCCAUAAUAUUCAACCUAAAUCAACCCAAGAAGCAAAACACCUUUUCUGUUGUCUUCACUAAAAUUAUUAAACAUUUUAUUUAAAGAGGUUAUGACCCUACUAAUUUAAUAUACAUACCGCACGCUUUAAACCUUUUGCAAUUAGACGCUUCGCUUUCUUCUUUUGAUUACAUCUGACGAACCUAAUGGGAUACUCCAUGAUGGACAGUUCUUAAAGCCCUUUGGGACUGAAUUGCCUUAAUGUUUGUUUUCUGCCUUGAUUCCUUGGGCCCUUGCAGGUGAUUUUCUUGAUGAUCUGUCUUCAUUUAAAACAAUUAAUACUUUUGCUAUGGUCAUUGGGUUUUCUGUUAUACUCAUAUAUUCUACAUGAUCAUUUCUAAGUUUUACUUACUUCACCUUUUGUAACCAUAACAACUGUUAGAAUUUCACUUUGCGGGGAUUCGUUCUAUUUACACUGUUUCGUAAAUAG